Molecule: messenger RNA, 882 nt
Organism: Paraglomus occultum
Lineage: Eukaryota; Fungi; Glomeromycota; Glomeromycetes; Paraglomerales; Paraglomeraceae
Source: the annotation of a GenBank genome assembly
AUGUUACGUAGAAUCAUUCCGAGUUCUGCUUUCGCCUAUGGCACCCGCGGGAGUCAGUUCCGUUUAUUAUUUUCGUCAAGCGUAAAAUUUCAGGAGCUUUCUGCACGACAGGAACGGGAAAGACAGGAACUACUCGAAAAGAUUUACUUACCUCUUUACGGAACUAGGAAAAUGCCAGGAUGGAUAGAACUGCUCGAAUCUGGAAAACUUUGGGAGGAUUACUUUCAUCCGUUUCGAUGGACGUCACGAGAUUAUGAAGGGAAUACAUUGACAGUACAUGAUACACAAGCAAUUUGGGAGAAGUUGAAAAAGAACAAUUUGGAUAUUUUGUUGGAAAAUCGAAAGCUUCCGCUUCCAGGACCAAGAUCUCUUUCUGAUAAACCGGAAAAUGAAGUCAUAGAAAUUCGAAAUCACCUACUCUCAAAUUAUUUGGUUAAUACGCCAAAGGAGAAGUUUGAAUGGGAAGAUGAGAUUUGCUAUGCAGGAGAGUUUCGGAAGAUAGGAGUAAUGGCAAGUCACGUACAUUUGACUGUUUAUCCAUAUCCACAAGAAGUGCCUGCAUUAAUGAAAAGGUUUAUAGAAUUUUGCGAUGAGUCCAUCAAAAAUGAUAGUCUUCAUCCUCUUAUUCUUGCGUCUCGUGUAUUCUCAUCCUUAAAUCAUGUUCAUCCAUUUGUCGAUGGUAAUGGACGUGUUGCUCGUUCAGUUAUGGCAUUGUAUCUGAUCCGCAAUGGUUACCCACCUAUUGUUUUCCAGCAAAUGACAUCAGGUUCAAUGGCAGCUUGCUUGUAUACGGCACAAGCUGGUAAUGAUUUAACCUUUUUAUACAACGUGGUGUUGCAAAAUGUGAUUAGUAUUUUAAUGAGAUAUAGAUAUCAACAAUAA